GAUAUCUUGGGAGAAUGGUUUGGGAUCCUCUCCGGAUGUAAGUAUCGAUCCCAUUUGUAUGAGACGGUUCACGGCAGGGGAUGCAGUGAUGGAUGGCUGAGAUACCGAAACUUUUCGGUUUUCUUUAAAAUUAUAGGUGGAUGAAUCCUUACGCAGCGUUCUCUGUUCGUCUGCAUCGCUGUCGCCGUUAUCCAUUUCGACGCGGAAAUCCAGUUAAAAAUCGGAUUUUUCGUGAUCGUUUUCCGCAUCCUCUCAAUUUCUUCUCCUUCAGAUAUCGAUCCAGGUAAAGGAAGAUCCACCGGGUGCGAAGAAUCGAAUUAGUGAAGAACCCAAUCGCGGCGGAGCAAUGGCGGCGGAGCUCUACGAACUCAGCAAUGGCACCAUCACCGUCAAAAUAACCAAUUUCGGAGCCACCAUCACGUCCCUCCUCGUUCCCGAUGCCAACGGUAAUCUUGCUGAUGUGGUACUUGGUUUCGAUACCGUGGAACCGUAUCAAAAAGGUGCGGGACGAUACUUUGGAUGUAUAGUUGGACGGGUCGCCAAUAGGAUCAGAGAAGGAAAAUUUACACUUAAUGGGUUGGAUUAUUCAUUGCACAUCAACAAUCCACCAAACAGCCUUCACGGUGGGAAGAUAGGAUUUGACAAGGUACUUUGGGAGGUUGCGGAAUAUAACAAUGACGAGUUCCCAUCAAUAACCUUCAAGUACCAUAGCAAGGAUGGAGAGGAAGGUUACCCCGGGGAUCUAUCUGUCAUCGCAAAGUAUUCACUCCCUUCCGGCACAUCAUUGAAGCUCGAAAUGGAAGCUGUGCCAACGAACAAAGCCACUCCGGUCAGUUUGGCUCAACACACUUACUGGAAUCUAGCUGGGCAUAACUCCGGACAUAUUCUCGAUCACUCGAUUCAGAUAUGGGCAUCUCAUGUGACUCCUGUCGACGAAAAUUUAAUCCCGACAGGCGAAAUCAUGCCAGUCACUGGUACCCCAUUUGAUUUUACUUCAGAAAGAAAGAUAGACAGCAGAAUCCAUGAAGUUCCAGUUGGGUACGAUCACAACUAUGUGCUUGACUGUGGAGAAAAGAGAUGUGGCUUAAAGCAUGCAGCUAAAGUAAAAGAUCCUUCCAGCUCAAGGGUUCUCAACUUGUGGACUGAUGCGCCUGGUCUGCAGUUCUACACUGGCAACUUCGUAACCGGUGUUGUGGGUAAAGGUGGCGCAGUAUAUGAGAAGCAUGCAGGCCUAUGCUUGGAGACACAGGGAUUUCCAAAUGCCAUUAACCAACCAAACUUUCCAUCUAUUGUCGUUCAACCUGGAGAGAAGUACAAGCACACCAUGUUGUUUGAAUUCUCCACUGUUUGAUUUCGUGAAUCUACUGUUUUAGUCAACCCUUUCUGAGGGGUCGAAGGCAGGCCAUCUUAGCUCAGUCGUAUCAUGCGCAAAUAACUUUAA
Musa acuminata AAA Group (dessert banana) is the source of this 1441-nucleotide messenger RNA. RefSeq lists its product as uncharacterized. Bases 347 to 1351 code for a protein of 334 amino acids. NCBI's taxonomy places the organism in Eukaryota, Viridiplantae, Streptophyta, Magnoliopsida, Zingiberales, Musaceae. The record is from RefSeq and is a predicted model, not a curated record. Gene Ontology annotation, biological process: glucose metabolic process; beta-D-galactose catabolic process via UDP-galactose, Leloir pathway. Gene Ontology annotation, molecular function: carbohydrate binding; aldose 1-epimerase activity. The transcript has 5 exons.